AUGGUCAGGGAAGGACGUGCCGAGUGGAAAGCCAACUACUUCACUCGUAUUUUGGUAAGCUUGUUUUUCUUCUGUUGACCUUGUGACUUUAGGUAUAAAUGAAAAAUUUUUAUCUGUUUGACGACGAUUUCUGUUUGAUUUUAGAGUCUGUUCGAUGAGUACCCAACCUGUUUGCUCGUCGGAGUCGACAAUGUCGGUUCCAAGCAGAUGCAAGAGAUCCGUGCCGCGCUUCGCGGUCACGCCGAGAUUGUCAUGGGAAAGAACACCAUGAUCCGCAAGGCCAUCCGUGGACAUCUCUCCGAGAACCCCAAGCUUGAGAAACUCUUGCCUUAUGUCGUCGGAAACGUCGGAUUCGUCUUCACCUCCGAAGAUUUGGGAGAGACCCGUAAGAAGUUGUUGGAGAACAAGCGUGGAGCCCCCGCCAAGGCCGGAGCCAUCGCUCCUUGCGAUGUGAAGCUCCCUCCCCAGAACACUGGUAUGGGACCUGAGAAGACCUCUUUCUUCCAAGCCCUCCAGAUCCCCACCAAGAUUUCCCGUGGUACCAUCGAAAUCUUGAACGAGGUCCACAUCAUCAAGGAAGGAGAGAAGGUCGGAGCUUCCGAAGCCGCUCUCUUGAACAUGUUGAACAUCCAACCCUUCUCGUAUGGUUUGGCCGUCCAACAGGUCUACGAUGAUGGUUCCAUCUACUCCCCAGAAGUCCUCGACCUCACCACCGACGAGAUCCGCAGCCGUUUCUUGGGAGGAGUCCGCAACGUCGCCGCUCUUUCUUUGGAGGUUGGAUACCCAACCAAGGCUUCCGUCCCUCACUCGGUCGCCAAUGCCUUCAAAAACUUGCUGGCUGUUGCCGCUGCCACCGAUGUUACCUUCAAGCAGGCCGAGAAGGUAAGAUUUUUUUUAUGAUACUUUAGUUUAGUAGAUCAAUCUGAAUGUGAAUGACCGUGACUAACUUUCAUCCUAUUUUCAGCUCAAGGAAUACCUGGCCGAUCCAUCCAAAUUCGCCGCUGCCGCCCCUGCUGCUGCUGCCACCAGCGCCGCUCCAGCCAAGGCCGAAGCCAAGAAGGAGGAGGUCAAGGAAGAGUCCGAAGAAGAGGACAUGGGAUUCGGUCUCUUCGACUAG
Bursaphelenchus xylophilus (pine wood nematode) is the source of this 1117-nucleotide messenger RNA. The record is from the annotation of a GenBank genome assembly. NCBI's taxonomy places the organism in Eukaryota, Metazoa, Nematoda, Chromadorea, Rhabditida, Aphelenchoididae.